AUGGAAGCAAACUCAACUUCAAACUCAACAUCAGCAACUGCUACAAUUUUUAAUAAUUCAAAUGAACUUAUAAAUACUUCAAUAGAAAAAAAUAAUAAUAUAAGACUUAAAAGUAGAAUUCUUAUACCAGUUAUGAAUAACAAUAAUGAUAAUGUGAAUCAUGAUCAAAGAAAUUCUGAUUUAACGAAGGUAACUGACGUAAAUAGGCGUUCAAGUCCACGAAAGUUAAAAUUUCUUUCAAACUUAAAAGCAGUAAUACCGCACAGAGGAUUAUCAAUCAGUGAUAUCAGAUUUCAUUCAUUAGUUGAACAAUUAAGAGUUUUAAAUCUUUGUACAAUAAUAAUUAUCGGUGAUGGCAAUUGUUUCUUAUGGACUAUAUCUCGUCAGCUUUUUGGUACUCAAAUUCAUCAUUGUUAA
Rotaria sp. Silwood2 is the source of this 417-nucleotide messenger RNA. Lineage: Eukaryota; Metazoa; Rotifera; Eurotatoria; Philodinida; Philodinidae. The record is from the annotation of a GenBank genome assembly.